AUGAUCGCCGAGGUCCUCCUCGUCCUCGCAGGUCAUUCCUCUUCCCUGUUUCCCACUGGCUACACCCUCAAUCCCGCUAUCGCCCCCCUACUGCAUCCUGGAGAGCAGCAAACCCUAGAGGCACUCGGUCUGAUCGCCUAUCGGUACCGUAAAAUCAAAUCAGCAUGCGUCAAUCUGUCGCGCUCACCGUCGCGCUAUAUCUGCGCGCUUUGCGCGACAUUGAGCCAUAUUCUCAAGGAGGAUUACGAAUCAUUGGUCAUUGAAACAGAAACCAAGGUUCUAAGACGCGAUUCUGCUCUUGUUGCAAAUGGUGCAUUUGUUCCUCUCUCAGCCUUGCGUUCUAUAUUCUCAGAAUGGGACGCGCCUCUGGCUGCCCUUGUAACUCUCGUUAACGAUGUCGAAACUGAGAAAGACUGGAAACCAGGUCCAUUGAUUGAUCUACUUGUCGCUCGGUCGAAGACGGGCGUGCAUCGAAUCGCCAGCAUACUGGAACGAAUAUCUGUUGCCGUUCAACGAGUGUGGCGAACGCAGCUAACCGCAUUUCUGGUACAUGGAUCACUGUCACCGGUGGAUCCGCUUGCUGGGAAAGAUCUUACGCUCGUGACAGGAUCAAUACCAUCGUGCGUAUCACCUCAGUCGUACGACUCAAUCGCCUACGUGGGUCGUGCGAUUGCAACAGUCAAAGCGGUGAAAUGGCAAAAACAACCUCCCAGAAACCUUGCAGUAGAGCAUACUGCUUUGUUGGAGGGGGUUCUUCCUGAGGAUCAACAUGCAUUUGAUCUCGUCAUCUCGCAGAUACGGACUGAUGUGGGCGAAUGGCUCUGGGUCAACGUCCUGACGAAGAAGGAUGUCGACGAUGCAGUGGAUUCAUUAGCAAACUAUUUUCUUAUUCGUAACGGGGAAUUCAGCUUAUCACUCAUCCGUGAAUUCGAGCGUUUGAUCAUGUCGCGUCUUACCUCUCGCUCAGGAUCGGCUUCCAUGAUUCGGGAACAGGACCUUAAUCUUGCCAUACUGCGUGCAUCUCUAGGUACCACAGCUCAGCAUGAUCCAUACUUAACUCGCUUACGCUUCAUACUUCCUGCCGGGCCUUUGCGCCCCCUUCUUCCUUCAUUGACCAAUGACCCUGCUCCACCGACACAACCUGUUGCUCAGGCCAGCGGUUCUCUUUUUGAUAACCAUCUUCUCGGCACCACAUUGUUACUUUCAUACAACAUAUCAUGGCCUCUGGAUCUCUUUCUCGAUCGGGCUGAUUUAACAGUCUAUUCGACGCUAUUUUCUUUUCUUUCUGCGCUGCGCAAAACACACACAAGAGUCCACACAUGUUGGAGCUCGCUUUCUAAUGCCCAACGUGCCCGACGGCGGUGGACGGGCUUGAGUGAAGGUGGCACUGCCGAAGAUCACCAGUCAAGAGUUCAGAUGCUGAGGUGUGGGUGGGGGGUGGUGAGAGAUAUGAGCUGGUUUUUGGAUACUCUUCUAGGAUACGUUAUGAUGGAUGUCAUUGACGUGGAAUUUCGCAAACUGAAGGAACUACUGGACAAGCGAAGACAGGAGGCGCAGAAUGUAAAGACGGCAGAUGCCCACAUAUCCCAACAAUCCGCCUCAUCUCGUUUGGAUUUUAAUACCCUCCGGAUAAUACAUACCAGCUAUCUUACACGUUUGCUGGACGGUUGCUUGUUAACCAACACCAACAUUACGGCCAUCAUGCGACAGAUUUUGGACGUGUGUGAGCGCUUUGUCGCUCUUGUAGAGCGCUGGGGCGGAGAUGUUUUGCCAGCGCUGCUAUUUGAAGGCAGUCUUAGAGGCGACAGUGAUGAUGAGGUGGGAGCCCUAGUCAAGGAACGUUGGUCGGUUGUCUCGGAGAUCGAUGAGACAUUACGCGGAUUGUUGGAGUCAUUUUACGAAACGCUGACUUGGUCAAUGUCGCAACAACAAUUUUCGACUGCAGCUGACGCCUCAAAGUCGGGCAUCAUUGGGGCUAGCAUGGUGAACCAGACGACGCACAAUUUAUCUAGAAAAAUCUCGGACGGAGACACGGAUCACAGUCGGCGGCACGUUGAAAGGCUGCUGUUGCGAUUAGAUUUCAACGGAGAACUCUCCAAGCUGCGCAAAAGCCGGGGCAGAGAGGCCAACAUACUGGCUGAGGGUGGACUUGCUUGA
This is a messenger RNA of Psilocybe cubensis, 2157 nucleotides long. RefSeq names its product Gamma-tubulin complex component 4-like protein. Bases 1 to 2157 code for a protein of 718 amino acids. Gene Ontology annotation, biological process: spindle assembly; cytoplasmic microtubule organization; microtubule nucleation. The transcript has 3 exons. The record is from RefSeq and is a predicted model, not a curated record. Gene Ontology annotation, molecular function: gamma-tubulin binding; microtubule minus-end binding. Lineage: Eukaryota; Fungi; Basidiomycota; Agaricomycetes; Agaricales; Agrocybaceae. Gene Ontology annotation, cellular component: spindle pole; gamma-tubulin complex; equatorial microtubule organizing center.